Messenger RNA from Crotalus tigris (Tiger rattlesnake), 5756 nucleotides. It is a transcript of the gene PAPPA, whose product is annotated as pappalysin 1. Gene Ontology annotation, molecular function: metallopeptidase activity. The transcript is spliced from 20 exons. NCBI's taxonomy places the organism in Eukaryota, Metazoa, Chordata, Lepidosauria, Squamata, Viperidae. The record is from RefSeq and is a predicted model, not a curated record. Bases 225 to 5174 code for a protein of 1649 amino acids.
GGAGAGAGAGGGAAGAAAGAGGGAGAAGGCAACGGGAGAAGCCUUAUAAAAAGCGCAAGUCGCCAAGCAGGGCGCAGGAAAGAAAGAGAGCGGGAGAGAAGUCCGAGCGAGCGAGCGAGCGAGCCGAGCCGAGCGGAGCCGCGGGGAGGUGCUCGCAAACUGGCAGGCGCCGCCGGCGCGAGCGCUCGGCCGGGCGAGAGCGGCGGGCGAAAGGGCGCGCGGCGAUGCGGCGCUGGGCUCUCCUGCUCCUGCCUCUCGCGGUCGUGUGCGCGGCAGCGGCAGCGGCGGCAGCGGCAGCAGCGGCGGCAGGCCACGCCGGUGGCGGCGGCGGCGGGGGCGGCGGGGGCGCCGAAUGCGGGCUGGAGGAGCGCUCGAGGCGGGCGAGGCGGGCCACUCGGCGCCAGCAGCACCAGCAGCAACGGCAGCAAGCGCUCCUCUGGCGCUACCCCGCGCCGGGCACCUGCGGCACCAGGUUAGCCCGGGGUAGGCGCUCUUUCUCCCCGUCUUCCUCCUCGUCUCCUUCUCCUUCUCCUCCUUCUUCCUCCUCCCCGGCGGCCGGCGGGCUGGAGCUGCCGCGCGUCCCCAGGCGCCGGAGGCGAGCGCCGGACGAGGGCCCGGGGCCAAGCCAGGGCCGCCAGUCCCCGACCCCGCCGAGCAGGGCGUUCUACUUCCGUGGCCAGGGCGACCAACUGCGCCUGAAGGCGGAGCUGGAGAUACCCCGGGAUGCCUUCACCGUUCAGGUCUGGCUGCGGCCCGAAGGGGGGCAGAAGGCGCCGGCUGUGAUUGCAGGAUUAUAUGACAAAUGUUCUUAUACCACCCUUGACCGUGGAUGGGUUUUGGGAAUCAACAACAUCAGUGACCAGGGCAAUCAAGACCCUCGCUAUUUUUUCUCCUUGAAAACCGACCGGGCCUGGAAGCUCACCACCAUCACAGACCACCGUAGCUACCUUCCAAAUCAAUGGGUUCACCUUGCCAUCACUUACGAUGGACGUCUGAUGAAGUUGUAUGUCAACGGUGCCCAGGUGGCAACCGGCAGAGAACAGGUAGGGAGUAUUUUCAGCCCUUUGACCUCAAAGUGUAAGGUCCUUAUGUUGGGUGGCAAUGCCCUAAACCAAAAUUACCGAGGAUACAUAGAACAUUUUAGUCUUUGGAGAACAGUCCGUUCUCAGAAGGAGAUACUGACAGACAUGACUCUGGUGGCUCCCGAAACAGAUGUUCCUCUACCUCAGCUAGUGUUUCAGGAGACUUUACUGAAUGUGAAAAGCAGCUGGUCUCUCAUGAAAGACAGCCCACGUCUUCCUCUGACUGAGUUCACAUCCCACUCUGACUACCUGCUGGAUACCAGCCUGGAGCCUCCUCUUUGUGGGCAAACCGUUUGCGACAAUGUGGAGGUCAUCGCCAGUUACAACCAGAUCCCAACUUUCCGCCACCAGAAAGUGGUCCGCUACCGGGUGGUGAACAUUUACGACGACCAUCAUCGCAACCCAACCAUCAGCCAGCAACAAAUCGAGUUCCAGCACCAGCAGCUGAACGACGCCUUCGGCCCGUACAACAUCUCGUGGGAAAUGGAGGUGCUGGAGGUCAACAACUCCUCCCUUCGCAACCGCCUCAUCCUGGCCAACUGCGAAAUCAGCAAGAUUGGAGACGAUAGCUGCGAUCCGGAGUGCAACCACACGUUGACCGGGUACGAUGGAGGAGACUGCCGCCACGUGCGUCAGCUUUACUUCAACAAGAAGAAACAGAAUGGCGUUUGUGACAUGGAUUGCAACUCGGACAAGUACAACUUUGAUGGUGGGGAUUGCUGCAACCCAGAUAUAACAGAUGUCACCAAGACCUGCUUUGACCCUGAUUCUCCUAACAGAGCCUACUUAGAUGUCAAGGAACUGAAGAACAGACUCAACCUGAACGGCUCCACCCAUCUCAACAUCUUCUUUGCCAAUUCUUCGGAAGAAGAGUUGGCUGGCAUGGCGACCUUUCCUUGGGACAAGGAAGCCUUAGUGCACUUGGGAGGCAUCGUCCUGAAUCCUUCCUUCUAUGGCAUUGCUGGCCAUACCCAUACCAUGAUCCAUGAAGUUGGACACAGCCUCGGACUCUACCAUGUCUUUAAGGGGGUCUCUGAGAUCUUCUCCUGCAGUGACCCUUGCAUGGAAACAGAACCAUCCUUCGAAACGGGGGAUCUUUGCCCCGAUACCAACCCUACCCCAACUCACAAAGUCUGUGGCGAUCCCCCUGCUAGCAGUAACAUGUGUGGGUUCCAUAACUUCCAGAAUACACCAUUCAACAACUUUAUGAGCUAUGCAGAUGAUGACUGCACCAAUUCCUUCACCCCCAACCAGGUUGCCCGUAUGCACUGCUACCUAGACCUUGUGUAUCAAAGCUGGCAACCAGUUAAGAAGCCGGCCCCCAUUGCCAUCAUGCCUCAGAUCGUGGACCGAACCAAAACCUCUGUUACUCUGGAGUGGUUUCCACCAAUCGACCAGCACUUCUUUGAAAGAGAAGUGGGAUCCUCGUGUGAGCUCUGUGGGGAAGGACAUGUUUUGGUACAAUACGCUUCCAGUGCCUCUUCGCCCAUGCCCUGUGAUCCAUCAGGCCACUGGAGCCCCCGAGGAGCUGAAGGGCACCCAGAUGUGGAACAGCCAUGUAAACCUGAUGUAAGAACAUGGACUCCCAAUUCAGCGGUCAUCAAGCAAACAGUCCCACCAGCUUGCCCUGAACCUCAAGGAUGCUACCUUCAGCUUCAGUUCCAAUCUCCGGUCAUCCCAGAAUCUCUGACCAUCUGGGUGACUUAUGUUUCCCCUGAGUGGGACUCCAAAGAAGCCAUAAACGACAUCAAACUGUUGAUGGUCGGAGGAGAAAACAUCUCACUUGGGCCUCAGAACUUCUUCUGCGACAUCCCCAUGACCAUCAGACUGGAUACGGAGAAGAUGAAGGAGGAGGUCCGAGGCAUACAGAUUUACACCUUGGAUGAACAACUGGAGAUCGACGCUGCUAUGAUCACUUCGGUCCCACAGAGCUCACAGUGUAAAAAAUGCCGGCCCAUCCAGUACAAAGUCUCUCGGGACCCUCCAUUUCCAGAAGGUCCUUCGUUUCUCAUCUUGGACCUCAGUCGGAGAUUUCUGGACACCGAGCUGAAGAACGGCACGACGUACCAUUAUUGGGUUUCUGUUCUUUCUGAGCAAAAAGAAAGCGAACUGUCUCCCACCUUGUCCUACACGCACGGAAAAGGCUACUGCGGUGAUGGGAUUGUCCAGGAGGACCUUGGGGAAGAGUGUGACGACAUGAACAAAGUGAAUCGUGACGGCUGCUCUCUCUUUUGCCACCGGGAGUUAUCGUUCAACUGCGUAGAUGAGCCGAGCCGUUGCUACUUCCACGACGGGGAUGGCGUGUGCGAAGAGUUUGAGCAGACAACCAGCAUCGCGGAUUGUGGGAUCUACACACCCAAAGGGUUCCUGGACCAGUGGGCAUCCAACGUGUCGGUUUCACACUAUAACGAGAAGUGCCCAGCUACGGUGGUAGCAGGUCAGCCAGCAGCAAAUCAAAUGUGCCGGACCAAGGAGUACGAUUUCAACGAUGCUAUGGCCCGAUAUGCGUGGUAUCCCUGCACUGCCAACCACACUCACACAGUUUUCUGGCUAAAGGCUUUCUAUACCCGACCCAUGGUAGCCGCUGCAGUGAUCAUCCAUUUGGUAACAGAUGGGACAUGGCUGGAGAUGGAUCUGGACCAGAAACAAGAGUCCAUUUUUGUGCAGCUGGUGGACACCAAAAACCAAAGUCACGAUCUCGGAGAGCACGGCUUGAGCUGCCGCAAGAACCCUUUGAUUAUCCCGGUUGUCCAUGACCUUAGCCAGCAUUUCUACCACACUCAAGCCAUUCUCAUCACCUUCAGAUCUCAGUAUGUGGCGAUCUCCGGGGUGGCCUUGCGCUCCUUCCAGGAUUUUGACCCCAUCGCUGUCAGCAGCUGUCAGAGUGGACAGACCUAUAGCUCGGCUGAACAGAGCUGCGUCCCCCAUUCUUGCAAGACCCGGGACUGCCAGGAGUUGGAAAUCGAGAACGCCAUGCUGACUUUCACCGACGGGGGGCGCUACAAUGGUGCCCAGUGUAAUGUUACCUGCCAGGCAGGUUACGUCCUCCGGGUUCACAGAACCGACCAUCUGCCCCAGAGACAGUGGGAGCCAAGCACCACCAUGAUAUGCCUCGAUGGGGAAUGGAACCAGCGGGUAUCCUGUGAGCCCAUUGACUGCAGGAUCCCGGACCAGCACCACGUCUACCCUGCUACUUUUAAUUGCAGCGAAGGCACCACCUUGGGCAAGCGGUGCUCUUUUGCCUGCAAGCCCCCUGCUCAGCUGAAAGGAAGCAAUAACAAUUUGACAUGCUUGGAAGACGGCCUGUGGUCCUUCCCGGAGGCUCUUUGUGAGCUGAUGUGCAGGGCACCUCCGGUGAUUCCCAACGCUGAUCUUCAGACUGGCCGCUGCCGGGUCCAAAAACACAAAGUGGGAUCCUUCUGCAAGUAUAAGUGCAGACCAGGCUACCAUGUUCCAGGACCUUCGCAGAAAGCGAGGAAGAGGACAUUUAAGAUUCAGUGUGCCCAAGACGGGACGUGGCUGGAAGGGGCGUGCAUCCCUGUGACCUGUGACCCACCCCCCUCCAAGUUUCACGGGCUCUACCAUUGCACCAACGGUUUCCAGUUCAACAGCGUGUGUCAGAUUAAGUGCAACGAGGAGGACUCUCAACCUGGCCAGGGAAGUAACACGAUUCGUUGUCGCAAGGAUGGCAACUGGAGUGGAUCAUUUCAUCUGUGCCCGGAGAUGCAAGGGCAGUGUUCCGCGCCCAUCCAGUUGAGGGGUGGCCUGAAACUACAAUGUCCUGAUGGCUCUGAAAUAGGAGCUGAAUGCACCAUCUUAUGCCCAGAACAUCAUACGGAGCCCAUCCUGUUAAGUGCCAACGAAACGUUGCAGGACAUCCAACACUGGAUGAAGCCCCCACGAGUGAAGAGAGUUGUCUGCACGGGAGAACUGAAGUGGUAUCCAUACCUUGACUUGAUCUACUGCAUCAAAGGUUGUGAGGUGAGUAAGCCAGUCCAGUUCUCUGGGUUUACCCCUUACUACAGAUCUUGUCUCUCUUUUUGCUCAACUCCUGCAGCUCCAUUGUUCCCCCUUCACCACCAUAAUCUAUGAAUGUGGCCUUGGGGGAGAUCGUUCCACACACUUGCUAUUCUUGGUUUGUUUUUGCCAACGUCAAACAAAACGCUUUUACAGUGAACAAGUCAUGGAGUUGGGACUCUUUUCCUCAACUUUGAUAAGUAGCAACAUCUCGCUUAUCUUUAUUAAUCUCCAAAAGUAAAACAGGUUCAAACUUGGUUUGUCUUUGGACGGGGCAAAUAUCAGUCAACUGAGCUGGGCUGGGCUGUGAGAGAGAGAGAGAGAGAGAGAGAGAGAGAGAGAGAGAGAGAGAGAGAGAGAGAGAGAGAGAGAUUCUCAAAGGUGGCAGUGGUUCCAUAUUGUUCUCAGGGCUCAAGAUCAACUUGACUAAGAGUUUUAUCUUUAACCCAUUUUUAAAAAUUUGCUUAGAAAAUUAAGAUCUACCUGUUUGUAAGAGAAGAAACUGCGAAACAAUGCAUGCCUUUGCUUCAAAAACCAAGAACGAGGUGGCGCAGCAGUUAGAGUGCAGUACUGCAGGCCACUUUAGCUGACUGUGUUCAGCAGGUCAGCGGUUCAAAUCUCACCGGCUCAAGGUUGACUCAGCCUUCCAUCCUUCCG